GGGGCGUGGCUAGGUGAGGAAGAGCGUUGGAGGGGCGCCGGCGGCGCCAGGGGUGCUGACCCGAGCGGCGCCGCUGAGCCCCCCCCCCCCCGCGCCCAUGGCCCACAGCGCCAAGCAGCCGCCCGCCGCGAUGCUGCAUGCCACGGGCAAAGCUCAGCAUGGAAACUUCCUGGUGGCCAUCAAGCAGGAGAAGGGGGAGUCGGCGCGGACGAGUGGCGAGAAGCCGCACGGUGAGGAGGAGCCGGUGAAGAAGAGGGGCUGGCCUAAGGGCAAGAAGAGGAAGAAGAUCCUUCCCAACGGCCCCAAAGCCCCUGUGACGGGCUACGUGCGUUUCCUGAACGAGCGACGCGAGCAGAUCCGCACGCAGCAUCCAGACCUGCCCUUCCCGGAGAUCACCAAGAUGCUGGGGGCUGAGUGGAGCAAGCUGCAGCUUUCGGAGAAGCAGCGGUACCUGGAUGAAGCGGAGCGGGAGAAGCAGCAGUACAUGAAGGAGCUGCGGGAAUACCAGCAGUCGGAGGCCUACAAGAUGUGCACGGAGAAGAUCCAGGAGAAAAAGAUCAAAAAAGAGGACGCGGGCUCUGCGGCAGUGAACACCCUGCUGAACGGGCACCCGCACAAGGCUGGCGAGUGCAGCGACACCUUCUCCACCUUCGACGUGCCCAUCUUCACGGAGGAGUUCCUGGACCAAAACAAAGCCCGGGAGGCCGAGCUGCGGCGCCUGCGGAAGAUGAACACGGAGUUUGAGGAGCAGAACGCCAUCCUGCAGAAGCACACGGAGAGCAUGAACUGUGCCAAGGAGAAGCUGGAGCAGGAGCUGGCCCAGGAGGAGAGGCAGACCCUGGCCUUGCAGCAGCAGCUCCAGUCUGUGCGGCAGGCCCUCACUGCCAGCUUCGCCUCCCUCCCCAUCCCCGGCACUGGGGAAACCCCCACACUGAGCACUCUGGACUUCUACAUGGCCAAACUGCACAGCGCCAUUGAGAGCAACCCCCUGCAGCAUGAGAAACUGGUGGUGCGCAUCAAGGAGAUCCUGUCCCGGAUAGCCAGCGAACACUUGUGAAGAGGACCGGUCCCUCCCGCAGCCCGGGGCUGGCCGGACCACGGCGCUGUCCCUUGGAGCUCACGCAAGGGACAGUCUCUGCUGGUGGUCCGGCUGCUUCCCCCUCCACCCCACGCGCCUCGCUGGAGAAGUGAGCUGGGCCCCCCCCAGCCCCGGUGCGGCUGGGCCCCGUGGCUGCAACUGUCUCUGAGGACCUUGAGCUUUUGGGGACCAAAUGGUGGCAGGGCUGAGCCCCCAGCAGGCGCAGUGCUGGGUGAGGUGGGUGGCGUGAGCAUCCCCCCCGCUCUCCUGUGAGCUCCCCAGCUCCUGCAGCUCUGCCUUGCUAAACCAAAGGCUGUCCAGGAGGGAUUACUGGCCUGGAGUGAAGCGGCCUCUUCCAGGGUGAUGUGGGGGCUGCUGUUAACUGGGCUGUGAUGGCAGGGGGGCAACUGGGAGCCCCUGGGGCUCAGUGCUGCCUCCUGGUCCCUAGAUCCCCCCGGGGAGCCUCUUGGUCCCCUGUCCUGCAGCGGGUGAGGUGGCAGGCUUCCUUCCACCCACCUCUUGGUUUAUUUAAUCUUCCUGCUUCCCCUUGUUGCUCCCCGAUGGGUGCCUCUAGCCCUCUGCCUAUGUCACCCUGCCUGUCACCUCUCCUUCCCCCAUACCUCUGGGACCAGGCAGUGUGAAGGUUAAAAAAAAAAAAAAAAAAUCUUCAUGCUGGAGGUGGAGCCGGGCCUGACCCCUUCUUCCCCAGGGCAGGGGGCCUGGGGGGCAGUGCACGGGUGUUCAGCUCCUGCCUCCCUGCCCGAGCCCGUCCUGCGUCGUGGGACCACCGUGCCAGCAGCCGUGUCCUGGCUGGGCUGCGCCGUGCUGGGGGCAGCCGUCCCCGGGGCUGCCUGUCACUAAUCUCAGACUGUGUAAUUAGAGAGUGUCUUAUUUUCUUACUAGCACUAUGUUGAUCUGGCCCCGGGUUUUAACCCAGGGCUGGUGUGUGACCGCUCGUCUCUCGCCUGUGAGGUCCGUGCUCUGUAGAUGAGGCUCCUGGUUGCCAUCUCCUGGUGGCCGCUUGGCUUGGGAUGGAGAUGGGAGCAAAUAAAUGUGGGAGAAACAACCA
Tyto alba (common barn owl) is the source of this 2147-nucleotide messenger RNA. It is a transcript of the gene HMG20B, whose product is annotated as high mobility group 20B. The coding region runs from base 98 to 1057 and encodes 319 amino acids. The record is from RefSeq and is a predicted model, not a curated record. The transcript is spliced from 10 exons. Gene Ontology annotation, cellular component: nucleus. Gene Ontology annotation, biological process: regulation of gene expression. NCBI's taxonomy places the organism in Eukaryota, Metazoa, Chordata, Aves, Strigiformes, Tytonidae.